Sebastes umbrosus (honeycomb rockfish) is the source of this 4236-nucleotide messenger RNA. RefSeq names its product protein tyrosine phosphatase receptor type Ea (gene ptprea). The coding region runs from base 410 to 2503 and encodes 697 amino acids. The transcript is spliced from 22 exons. Gene Ontology annotation, molecular function: protein tyrosine phosphatase activity. Lineage: Eukaryota; Metazoa; Chordata; Actinopteri; Perciformes; Sebastidae. The record is from RefSeq and is a predicted model, not a curated record. Gene Ontology annotation, biological process: protein dephosphorylation.
UGACAGCCGGUUGUGUUUUGUUGGAGUAAACACAAACUCCUCCUCUCUCCGGUUGACAGGCGGCGGCAACAACCGACUGAGGCAUCGCUGCCUCGCCUUCUCCAACACAAUCUGGACUUAAUGUCGCUGCCAUCAAGGUGGUGAGCAGCAUCCCUGUAAGGCUCGCAGUGCUGCUCGGUGAGCUCCUUGAAGUGAACUCUCCGCUGCCGUCGCCUGGAUCCAGGGAUUGUCUCUCCUCACUGGGCUGUGAGAUCAGACCUCGCUCCCCCCCCCCCCACACCUCCAGCUUCUGUCCAACCUCUCACUGAAGACGACAACAAUGUGACUACUGGACUCCGUCAGAACCAUGUGACCUGCUGUUAUGGAUCUGAGAAUCAGCAUACAUUGAAUCAACACUCAUCCAGUCACAAUGGUCCCACUUCUGUUUUUGGUGGCGACAACAACAACACCUAAUUCCACCGGCAAUGGCAACCAUACAGAAGCAGGCGUUACAUCCCCCAGCCAGCACAUCCUCCCCACCGUGCUGGUCCUGUCCCUGCUGCUGCUCAUCAUCGCGCUGCUAGCCUGGUACUUCCUCAGGUUAAAAAACCAGAGAAAAGCAGUCGUCACCACAGUCGACAAGAAGAUACCAAAUGGCAUCCUGGAGGAACAAGAGUUUGGAUACAGUACUGAGUCGUUAUACACCACUGUGCCACCAGAGCAACAGACGGUGGUCCUUCUGCCCAGAUCCCCUUCAGCCUCUAAGACCUACUUCCCCAUCCCGGUGGAGCACCUCGAGGAGGAGUACAGGCUCCGCUCAGCCGACGAUGGCAAGCUCUUCAGGGAGGAGUACAACUCCUUGCCAGGGGGUAAUGCCCGCGGGACGUAUGAGGAGGCCAACAAAGACGACAACAAGGAGAAGAACAGAUACCCCAACAUCCUUCCUUAUGAUCAUUCCAGAGUGGUGUUGACUCAGCUGGAUGGAAAUCCCUGUUCAGACUAUGUGAAUUCUUCAUACAUUGAUGGUUACACGGAAAAGAACAAAUUCAUAGCAGCACAAGGUCCAAAAGAAGACACCGUAGCAGAUUUCUGGAGGAUGAUAUGGGAGCAGAAAGUAGCGACUGUUGUCAUGCUGACAAAUCUCAAAGAAAGGAAAGAAGACAAGUGCCACCAGUACUGGCCAGAUCAGGGCUGUUGGACCUAUGGGAACGUGAGGGUGGCAGUAGAAGACUUCACUGUCCUCGUGGACUACACCAUACGCAAGUUCUGCAUACAAUAUCAAGCCAGCGAUGCUGCUAAGACUCCCAGGCUGGUCACCCAGCUCCACUUCACCAGCUGGCCUGACUUUGGAGUUCCCUUCUCCCCCAUCGGCAUGCUCAAGUUCCUCAAAAAGGUCAAGGUGGUCAAUCCACCCUUCUCUGGGCCUAUUGUGGUGCACUGCAGCGCCGGUGUUGGGAGGACGGGAACCUUCAUCGUAAUAGAUGCCAUGAUCGACAUGAUUCCCGCGGAGCAGAAAGUUGAUGUGUUUGGGAUUGUCGCUAAGAUACGAGAGCAGCGCUCACAGCUCAUUCAGACAGAUAUGCAGUACUCAUUCGUCUACCAGGCCCUGCUUGAAUACUACCUCUAUGGAGACACGGAGCUGGACGUGUCGUCUCUGGAAGGACAUCUGCACAAACUGCACAACACCUUUGUAACCGGUGACCGGGUCGGCCUGGAGGAAGAGUUUAAGAAACUGACCAACAUGCGAAUAAUGAAGGAGAACAUGAGAACGGGGAACCUUCCUGCCAACAUGAAGAAGAACAGAGUUCUGCAAAUUAUUCCAUAUGACUUCAACAGAGUCAUUCUCUCCAUGAGAAGAGGUCAGGAGUUCACCGAUUACGUCAAUGCAUCUUUUAUAGAUGGCUACAGACAGAAGGACUACUUCAUUGCCACACAGGGCCCUCUGACACACACAGUGGAGGACUUCUGGAGAAUGGUCUGGGAAUGGAAAUGUCACUCCAUUGUCAUGCUCACUGAGCUCCAGGAGAGGGAGCAGGACAAAUGUUGCCAUUACUGGCCCGCAGAGGACUCGGUCACCUACGGAGAUUACACAGUAGAGUUGAAGGGAGACACUUUGUGCGACACCUUCAGUCUACGAGACUUGGUACUCACCUUUGUCCCGGAGAAGCAAACAAGGGUGAUCAGGCACUUCCACUUCCACGGCUGGCCUGAGAUCGGCAUCCCAGCCGAGGGGAAAGGCAUGAUCGACAUCAUCGCCUCAGUGCAGAGACAGCAGCAGCAGUCCGGGAACAAUCCCAUCGUCGUACACUGCAGUGCUGGUGCAGGGCGAACAGGUACGUUCAUUGCACUGAGCAAUAUCUUGGAGCGAGUCAAGGCAGAAGGCCUGCUGGACGUGUUCCAAACUGUGAAGAGUUUACGCAUGCAGAGGCCUCAUAUGGUCCAAACUGUGGAACAAUAUGACUUCUGCUACAGGGUGGUACAAGACUUUGUCGACAUUUUCUCAGACUAUGCCAAUUUUAAAUGACGAGAUUUGCCUUAAACAUGGUUUUUAAUGUUGUUUUCUAAAGCCGGUUUGUCAGUUUUAUGUGUUUCGUUAACUUGGUCAAAUGAUCUAUUUUGCUAUGCACUUGUCCUCCAUUAACUCCAUCCUCGCUGUAAUAUACUGUAUGUCAGUGGACGAAAAAUUGUAAAUGAAAAAAGUUAGAUUAAUAUUGUAUAUUUCACAUCAUGUAUGAUAAUUAUUUUGUCAUGAAGUGUUUCAAAGUUGGUCUCUUAUUUCAGUUUUGUUGUAUAAUACUGUACUUUAAAUGUUUAUCUAAGUGUUAUUUUGGAUUGACAACGUAAUAUUUUUAAAAGUUGUAGUUAUUGUAAAUGUAUUUAUGUAUUGACGAUGACAUUCCAAUCUUGAGUUUGGAGAACACGACGGGAAUGUUACGAUUUUUUUUUUUUUUUUUUUUUUUUUUUAAAUGUAAGCAUACAGUACAUCAUUUCAGUUAUUAAUGACUUCUAUCUGAGAUUAGAGGCAAUAUUGAAACUACAUGCCCAUCACGAAUGUGAUACUCUUUCCAAUGGAAAUAUUGUCAGAAAAAGAAUGAAUCACUUCAGCCAUAAUGCAGAGAACAUAACGUUAUGCAACAGAGGCCAAGAUCACGACACGGGUUGAUUUCCGAUAUGGAUUCAGGCAGAAGUUUCACAGUUAGACGUAUCACAGUCAUAUAAUACCAUUAAACUGGUUUUGUACCUCAAAAACGUGGUAUGCAACUGCAUUUAACAUGGAUGUAACAGUCUGCCUUUUGUCUGUAGACAGCAAAAAGUAUUUUGCUAAAAUGACUGCACAUUAAAAAGCACAUAACUAAGCCUUUUGCCAAGAACCUGCAAUAUUCAAGUUUGCUUUAUUUGUAUUAUAGAUUUUUCACAAAUCCGUGCCAUAUGUACUUUUUUAAAACAUGGAAAAGUAGAACAACCCUGAGGUGAAGGCUGAUUAUUGAAAGGUGUGGCCGCUAAAUGCAGUAGAGUCAGUAGGAUUUCAUGACAACCUGUAUCAGAUGCAUAGUUAACACACAAAAGUAUUUAAAGUGUAACAUUAGAAGAGUCCUGUAAUGGCAAAAACCACAAUACACGUGUGGUGCUUCAGUGCCUGCUUAAUGCCAGAGCAACAAAAAACACCCCAUACUAUCAAUAUUCAGUUACUUUAUAUCUUGUAGAGUACAUGGGUUCAUUUUUUCUCAUAGGUCAAAAUGAGAGAGCAGAAUGUUUCAUAGAAAAGUAUCUAAUGGUAGUUUAAUUCAUAGGAAAGCAUCUGAAUGUGAAACAGCUUUUCUGUGCAAUUCUUCUGCGGCAGAAACCCCCACCCACCUGGUACUCCAACAUUAAACCAAACAUUUGAAAUAAUUUGACACAGAUCUGCUUUAAUCCUCAAUGAAAUGUGUAAUUUUGUUAAUGCUGUAUGUAAAUACUACAUGACAAAGUGCUAACAUUGUGAAAGUGGCUGAGCAGCAAGGAACUGUAAAGUGAUUGGUCAUUUUUGUGUGCUCAUCUGUCUGUGGGAGUUGUGAGUUGCAGUACAAGAGACUUGACAAAACAACCUAAGUCUUUUUUUCCCAUGGCUUCUUUUCUGUUUAUGCCUUUCGUUUUCAGAAUAUUGAGUCCGUUUAGACUACAGCUCUUUGCCUUUGCUCUCUGUGGGUGGUCUAUCCAUUUUUGGAUUCUCAAUGUCUUUCAAAUGCAAGUUGCAAUAUUAAAUUCAUCUGAAAAGGC